This is a messenger RNA of Schistocerca gregaria, 12191 nucleotides long. RefSeq names its product C3 and PZP-like alpha-2-macroglobulin domain-containing protein 8. NCBI's taxonomy places the organism in Eukaryota, Metazoa, Arthropoda, Insecta, Orthoptera, Acrididae. Gene Ontology annotation, cellular component: extracellular region. The transcript has 27 exons. The record is from RefSeq and is a predicted model, not a curated record. The coding region runs from base 188 to 5725 and encodes 1845 amino acids. Gene Ontology annotation, molecular function: endopeptidase inhibitor activity.
GCUCCACGGUCGCACAGUGGCGGUGCCGCGUGACGUCACACAGUGUCGCAUCGCAGUUCUGUGUCGCGGGUCAGCGCCCCAGCUAGGCGCAGCGCGCGCCGGGUUGUCUACGCCGUAGGCGCCGCUCUAAGACAUCGCGCUGUUCCGAGGGACUUUCUUGAGAUGCUAGAGUGACCAGAUACCAGAGAUGACUGCUGCCAAAGGAGGUGCCAUGUUGGCUCUUCUGCAGUUGGCAGCACUGGCAGCCAUGUUGCAUUCUAUGACUGCUGCGGAGACGUGUGACCAGUCUGUGACUGUGGUGAGUCCACGGACGGCGGUGGCAGGGGGCGCCACGGCCGUGCUGGUCACCCUCAGUGGGGGACCGCGCAGACCCCCUCGCCCCCCCCUCAAUGUGACCCUGCACCUGCUGGCGGCGUCUGGCGGCGACGAGGCCGAUGCCGACCGGCCCAUCAUCUCCAGGAGCUCUGCCCUGGUGCAAGGCCAGGCGGUGAUUCCGGUGCUGGUGCCUCUGGACGCGCCGCCAUCCUGCGUUCUCCAGGCGGUGGUGGGCGGCAGCGUGCAGACGUCUUCCCGGCUGACGCUGGCGGGGCCCCUGAGGCACGCCAUCCUGCGGCCAGACCGGACCUCCUACUCUCCAGGGGACACAGUGCACUUCUGGGUGCUGGCGCUGGACCAAUCACUGCGACUUCCCUCCGGAGCGGCGGGCAGCGUCUGCGUCAGGGACCCCGCCGGAAACUGUGUGGCGCGGUGGCCGCAAGUCAGCCUCGGACACGGCGUGCUGAGCUUCUCGCUACCGCUGUCCGGGGCGGCGCCCACAGGCACGUGGCACUUGCACCUGGAGGCGGACGACCGCCGGCUCUCUGGCUGGGGGGCGGCGGCAGCCUUCAACGUCAGCCUGCCGCAGCAGGAGGCGACCGGGGCCGGCGCGGGCGGCGGCGCCGGGGGCGGCACGGCCAGGCCGCUGGGCACGCCGGCCUCGCCCUGGCUGGGAGCCGGGGGCGGCGGAGGCGACGAGGGCGGCGGGGGCGGCGGGGGUGGAGGUCGCGGCGAGGUGACGCAGUCGUCGGCGCCCGAGGACGAGGUGGCGAUGGCGGAGGAGCACUUCGUGGAGCUGCGCUUCGGACGCGCCGUCCGCAGGCUGUACAAGCCGGGCCUGCCUUUCGUCGGCAAGGUGGAGUCGGUGAGCACGGAGAAGGUGGUCCGGGUGCGGGUGAAGGUGUACGACAACACGACGGCCAUCUACAGCCAGGACCUGGAGAUCACGUCCGGCGAGGCGGCGUUCGUGGUGCCGGCCAUCCUCGCCGACAGCGACCUCAUCACGCUGCAGGCCGAGCUGGUCUCGGUGGGCGGCAAGGAGAUCGACAGCCACUACGUGUUGGCCAGGGAGCCCGUGCGCAGGUGGCCCGGCUCCAGCGCGCUCCAGGACUGCUACCUGCUCGUCCAGGGCCUGGAGAGGACCUUCCAGCCAGAGGAGCGCGCCCACGCCACGGUGCUGUCUACGUGCGCCUGCGAGCGCGACGUGCUGGCCGUGGUGACCGCCCCCGGGGGCCGCGUGCUCCACUGGACGGAGAAGCGGGCUGACGCGCCGCCGCCCCCGGACCUCAGGCCGCCGCCCCCUAGCGUCGACGGCGCCGCCAUCUGCCGCCUCAACUUCAGCUUCGAGGUGCAGGCGGUGAUGGCGCCCACCAGCCAGCUGCUCGUCUACUACGUCACCGAGGAGGGCGAGCCCGUCAGUGACGUCAUCAGCUUCGAUGUCAGCCUGCAGCACAGUGCCGUGUCGGUGAGCACGGAGGAGCGAGACUUCUGGUUGCCUGGACAACGGCUGGAGCUCCGCGUCACGGCUGAGCCCAACUCGCUGGUGUGCGUAGUGGGGGGCCGGCCGGAUGUGGCGGGUGCGGGGGCGGCGGAGGCGACUGGAGACGAGAGGACGUGUUGCAGGAAUGGCACCGGAUCGUGGUCCGGAGGCAUGCUGGACUUCCAGCAGGCGGGCCUGGACGUGUUCCAGCGGCGCUGCGUGCGCUCCUCCCCCAAGGGACCCCGCGUGGCGGCGCUGCGCCAGCAGAGGGCGCCCACCCCGGGGCAGGCGGCGGCGGGGGAGGGGUCUGGAGGCUCUGGAGGCUACGGCCUGGGCGCGCUCCAGCUGGGCGUCGACCACGUCUGGCUCUGGCGCUGCUUCAACUUCAGCGGUUCGCAGCAGCAGCACCGGACGUGGGCGGCGGCACCCCCGGAGCCUGGGCAGUGGACGGUGCGCGCGCUGUCGCUGCCGCUACCGCCGCCGCCCCGCGCCGCCCACCCCGCAGGCGCCUCCUCCCCUGGCGCCGCCCCCGGCGCCUCGCCGCCCCCGGGCGCCACGCCAGGCUCGGGCCGCGGGCUGCGGCUGUCGGCGCCGCUGCAGCUGACCGUCUUCCGGCCGCUGGGCGUCGCCUUCUCGCUGCCGCCCACGCUGCGGGUGGGCGAGACGGCGCAGGUGGACGUCCGGAUUGCCAACAGCGCCGCCUCCUGCAUGGACGUGACGGCGCUGCUGUCGCUGACCGAGGGCGCGCACUUCGCCAGUUCAGGCCUGCUGUACGUCAGCGAGAAGCUGAGGCUGGGGCCGCAUGGUGCCACUUCUCUGGUCGUCAGGGUCGUCGUCACCAGCCCAGGUGUCAAGAACAUGACAGUGGAAGUGUCUGGAUAUGGUGGAGACUCGUGCAGGGACACCGGAGGCGGCAACAGCUCGUCCCCAGCGCACAGUGGGGGCAGCACAGGCAGCAGAAGUGCUCUGUCUGCCUCUGUGACACGCUCAGCUAGCACGCUGGUGACGCCAGAGGGGCUCCGCCGGACGACCACCGACAGUGCCUACUUCUGUGCCAAUGAGAAACUGGUGGUGUCUACUCCGGAGGACUUCCAGCCAGAGUGGCUGCCGGCUCCACGAAACCGCGCUGGCGUCGUGCUGGAGGUGCGGGCGGCGGCGCCGGGGGCGGACCGGGACCGUGGGGGCGGUGCCGGGGGCGCAGUUGGCAGUGGGGGUGGAGACACGCCCCCGCAGCCGGCGGCCGUGGUGCUGCUGUCCUCUGGCAGAGGCGCCGGGCCCGACUCCUACCUACUGGCGCUGGGAGACGUCUCGUGGCUCACCAGGGGCCCGCACGCUUACGGCGUGCGGUUGGCGAGUGCGCAGACACCCGGCCUGGUGACUGGGGAGUUCCGGACGCUGUGGCUGAGCUGGGAGCGCGGCCUGUUCUCUCUGGGCCGGGGUUCGCACCUCCACCAGGGCCCGCUGCUCAGCUGGCGCGCGCCCACAGACAGCCUGGCCAUCUCGCACAUCGGACUGUCCGCACCCUGGGGAACUCCAGCAGAGUUCAGGCUGUGGAACUACAACGAAGAGGCGGGCUUCUCGCAGGUGCUCCACCUGGACGUCCCCCAGCCGGUGGUGCCUGGUUCAGAGCAGGGCUCCCUGUCCGUAGCUGGUGGGCUGGCGCUCCCAUCGUCUGCCGCUUCGUGGCUCCACCCGGCUCAGCAUGCCACCGACAUUGGCGAAGCCAGCAGCCUGGUGUCUACGCUCGCAUCGUUCAGCCCGCUACCGACGCUGGACCACAGGGGGAUGCUAAUGGACCAAGAGGCGCCCUCUGGUGACGUCACGGACGUGAGGCGGCGGCUGGCCACGCAGCUGCAGGCACUGCUCGUCUUCCGCAAGCCGGACGGCUCAUUCGGGGACCACCCCACAAAGGGCAGCCACAGCGGAACGGUGUGGGCCCUGGACGUGCUGAACCGGGCGCAGGCUCACGUCGCCGUCGACCCGCAGCUGCUGACGUCGGCCAAGCGGUGGCUGCAGGCCCGCCAGCGCGCCGACGGAGGCUUCGCGCCUGACGAUGCCGCCACCGGCGACGUCGAAACGACGGCCGAGACUCUGGUCGCGCUUCUUGCUGUUGGGCUCGAGACGGAGGGUGACGAGGAAUGCUGCCUUCGAGCGCGCUACUUCCUGGAGCGGUCGCUGCUGCUGGACCGAUCCUCGGUGCCACCUCCACUGUCUGCCGCCUCUCUGGCGCUGGCUCUGGUUGCAUCCCGCAGCGAGGUGGCCGCCGCCGCUGUCGCCAGGCUCAGAAACGUCUCCGCCAAUGAGGAGGGCGACUUCGGCUGGCCCUACCACCUGUCGGACGCCAGAACACUGCCAAGGGACCGCCGGCUAGCCACCACGGCAGCGGAGUACAAGGCUUCCCUGUACGCCCUGAUGACGUACUCCAUGAUGGGUGACCUGCGCUCCGCCGAGCCCGUCGCUAAGUACCUCUUCUACCGCUCCUACCUGCUGGACACCCACAGAGAGCUGGUGUACCUGUGCGUGCGCGCGCUGUGGCAGCUGUCAUCGGUGGCCCAGGACCGGGAGCGCGCGCUGACCGUCUCGCUGGCAACGUCCGGCAUGGAGCUGACUGACACCCUGGAGCUGAGGCCGGGCACCCAGCCAGCCAGGGCGCUGCCACUGCCCAGCCUGCCCACCAAGGUGUUCGUCUAUGCCACUGGUGCCGGCUGUGCCACUGUGCAGGGUCGCGUGAGCUACUCCACAUACGCACCAGCUUCCAGGACGCCGCUGCUGGACAUCUGGGCGGCAGUCGAGGGCGAGGACUCGUCGGGGCUCCGACACCUGGAGGGCCGGCCUGCCAGGCUGUCCAUCAGGGUCUGCUUUAGGUGGAAGUCCCACCGACCAUCUGGCGUGCUGAGACUGGAGGUGCGCCUUUUCUCCGGGUUCCAGCUCUCAUCCUGGAGCGGCACCGUGCUGGUGGACAGCAAUGGGACCACAGCUGACGUCCAGCAUGGUUCCAGGGCCGACAAAGUGUGGUUCCUCAUGUCUGGUGUGACCUCCCAGUGCGCAGUCUGCGUGCAGCUGUCAGCUGGUGGCGUCUACCCUGUGACGUCAUCCCGGCCGGCGUUGGCGCGCGUCUACCCGGCGGAGCGCCCUCACGUGGCAGCACACGUGUUCUUCCACAGCGCCACGCUGUUGACUGCGGGUGCCGAUGACGACCUCCUCACAUGGUUCGGCGCCUCACAACAAGGUGGAGUCCAGAUGGGGUCCAACUUCUCCGAGGUCUGCGAGUGCGGGCAGGAGUGCCCGCACGACAUGGUCGAGCCGCAGCCCUCACCAGAGACGCCAGUCACUACCACCACGACCACAGUCACGACGACAGCGUCGGUGGGUCCCGACGCCGCGGGUCACGACCAGCGACCGGACACGACCACGAGGUCCCUGUCCACGCCCACAUCACGACCCACCAGCACGUCUGACGAGCCUGGGGGAGGUGACGUCACCAACAGCGGCGCGGCGGCGCUGACGACGACGACGUCGACGCCCACGACCACGACCACGACCGAGGAGCCGGAGUCCGUCAACAUCAUCAUCACGGACGACAACGCCGAGCUGGAGAGGCAGAAGGAGCGCCCAGCAGGGAAGAGAUUCGGCCCCUCCUCCAAGAGUGCGAGUCCAGAUUCUGCGAGGAGUGUCAACAUGGAGCGCCACCCAGAGGACAGGGCAACGCCACUACAGCAGGAUCACCAGGUGACACCGAAGGAGAGCCGUGGUCACGGGGGAGUCCAGCCUCCACCUCAACCUCAACCUCAGCCUCAGCCUCAGCCUCAGCAGGAGGAGCGGCUGCUGGUGCUGGACCGCGAUACACUCUGGGGAAUGCUCCGGGAAGCGGUCCACGUGGAGCUCAACAGCAGCAACCUGCUGCGGCGCGCAGCUACUGAGGCAGACUGAUCCCGAGGACACGGUCACCGGCCAGCAACUGGCUAGGCUGCAGUGCAUCUACAUGACCUAUCACUAGGUCAGACUGUGGGGCUAGUCAUCAAGUAGCCACCAGACAAGACUGUGACAUCGGUCCUUGGUUUGUCACCUCACAGACUGAGUGACCAGCCUCCAGUCUCCAAACCAGACUGUGGGCGUAUCCCCAACCUGUCAUGAAACUGACUGAGAGAUCCAUCUCCAGUCACCAGCCAGACACUGAUCAGCCAGACAAUCUUACAGCCAGUCAUCCAGCCUGCUGGAUGUGCCAUUGAUGCUCCACAGAGUGUGUACUGUCGUGAGCCUGACACCAGCCUGACUGAAGGAUCCGUCACCAGUCACCAGCCACACAUCAGCCAGACAAUCUUUACCAAGCAGCAGCUGCUGGUUACUCCUGCCAGUCACCCACAUAGCGUGUAUACUGACAUUGGAUCAAGCACUUCCUCCAUUUAGUGGCAUUCAAUGAACAUCAUUGCAGAAGUCUCUUGCAAUACAGAAAAUGCUCCCAGAAAGGAAACCCUAUUUCUGUGGACAAGGACCAUGAUGGUAUCAACACAAAUUAUUCACUUGAACAACAAACUAAUCAUGUGCGCUAUCUAGGCUUCAAACACUAAUGAUUUCUUUUGUAGAACAGUAAAUGCUCCAAGGAAGGGAAUCCUUUGUUUUUGGAAUACCUACACCCAAUGUCCUUGAGAGCGCAGAUUGUUCAGUAAUAUAAUAAAAUUAUUUGUAAAAGGGAGUUCGGUAUUGAGUCUAGCUGGGAAAUUGUUCUCCUGAACCUCAGACCAGUCAUUUGCAAUGCAUAGGCUUGAAAUACUGAUAAGUCAUAGAACCAACAGAAAAUACUCCAAAAAAGGGAACCCCUUGUUUUUUUUUUUUUUUGGAAUGACUGCAUUAAAUUUUCAUGAUAACGAAAGUCAUUCAGUAAAGGACUAACAACGCCUAUAGAGCGAACUUGUGGAGGAGUGCAGUGGAAAAUUAUUCCCUUGAACCUGAGAAUGGUCAGAUUUUGUAUCAAGGCCAGAAUAACAGAUGAGUCGUUUUCCAGCACAAAGUAUAUUUCAAAAACUACAACUUUUUUCAUUUAUGAAAGUGGAACUGAUUUGUCCUGGGGCUUUUUUUUUUUUAAGGUUAUCGCUUUCCCAACUCCCAAUCCAGACAACUGCAUCAAAUUGCUGACAUGUGUAAUCAAGCUGCUCCUGUCUCUAAAUACCACACACCAUUGUUCUUCUAGACAAAUAACGUUGAAUCUGGGAUAUUGGAGGAGAUCAACAGAAGGUUCGAUGCACCUGACAAUCAUAGUGAUGCUAGACUGGAUAGAUAAGGGCAUUUACGUUCCACUGUGAAAGCUGUACUCUCCUAAGACCUGAUUCAACUGCCACAUAUACCCAUCAACAAAUUGCCCAGUCUGGAACAGCUGGAACACUAUAUAAACGCUCGUUUGCGUCACCCUAAAUGCAGUCAUCUGAUUGCUGCUUAUGCUACCACGGUUUAACUUAAAGGUAGGAUUCUAACAGUAGGAGUGCAUUCCCGCUAUUUUCCUAUGGUUUCGUAAGUUAGGAAUUUACAGUAGCUUUCACAAUGAAAGAACGUGGGAGCAAGAAUCACCUUCGAUGUUAAAAUUCUCAGUUAAGUUUUUCUCGAAUCUGAAUCUACGGGCCUCAAAGUAUGAAGCUCCAUUUAGAGUGUUAAAGGAGGUUAUCAACAGAUGUUCAGGGCAUCCUAGCGGUAUACUUCCCGCAAAAAAUAUAAACAAAAAUGUGGUGCAUAGCACUAAUUAUUUCGGAAUUAUGAGUACGAAUUGUAAUUUUGAUCGUAAGUUUAGCAAUAACAUUAUUAUAAGGUAUCUGUUCUGCUCAUACAGGAGAAUAGAUAAGUCGCUGAUUACAUAUGUUGCUUAAUUAGUUCAUAAAAAAUUCACACAAUUUUUGGUAAUAGUUCUCCCUCCUUAUUUCCUUCUGUGCGACAUUUCCUUAAAAUCCCUUCUGCACCAUUAUUUUUCAUAUGUACUCGUCCAAGAGUACAAAAUUUUUUGUGGAAGUGAAAAGCUAAAAAAUAACGAAGCAGAUAUUUCUUGCCCCCUUUCUUCUUUCUGUCCCAGUUAGAUAUUAUAAAAAUUCUCAUAUUGCUCCCCCAACUUUCACAAACCAACCGAUUUAACGUUUUUACACCACCACAGAUAUUUCAGCAAUACCACUCAUUCCACAAGCCUGCCAGCGAUGUUUAAUUCGAGUUCUUUAUUUACGCAGUAUUUUGUGAAUAAAGCGCUGUAGAGGAAUCAACACAUUUCUUUAUACAUAGCACUAUUGCCAUUGUCAGCUCAGUAAUUUAGGGUAAAUGAUGAUAAUAAUGACAGGAGAUUCUUAUAUGUCAUCAGGCUGCAAAAGUUCAAAAUUUUUGUAAAGGUUUACUCACCAAAACUUAGAAUCUGUAAAACAACAUUCAGGGCAAAAUCAGUUACACCUGUGCAUAACCUGGAUAUCAAUUGUCAACUUGGUUGAAUUUUUUUAAUUUUUUUACAAAGAUGCAAGUGUAAGCCGAGUGAUGGUGUAAGUGCGAGGGGCAUACUCUCCAGUUUCAUCCUCCUGUCAUACUUGUAAAACGACAGACUGUCUUUAGGACAUUUAAAUUUAAAAAAAAAAAUGCAAAUUAAAUGGACACACUUGCACAUUCGUCAGAUUUGCUUUCCAGUCGGCAAGAAAUGUUCAUGUGGAAUUCACCUAAAUUUGACAUGUAUUCAUUAUAUCUGCUUUACAUCCAUAUCUGUACGACACCGCAUAUACUUUAGUAUUAAAUAUUUUGAGGAAAAAUAUAUUUAAUACUAAACUUAAUGGAAAAUAUAUUUAAUUCAGGCGCAAAGAUUAUAUCCUUCCGAAACAUCAUUUUAACUGUCAAACUCCAGCACCAGAAGCUGGUCAAAGUAUCUUCAGCCACUGUCUGCAUUGGCUAUCAUAGUUUACAAAUAUAACUUAAAAUAAUUACGACAUUCGCUCUUCGUAUGUAACUAGUAUAAAGGAACGGUAAAACUACAGGAACUUAGUAAUCAGUUGUCAGAUUUGACUGAAACUGUAGAGAUGUCAAAAGGUGGUUUGUGCCAAUCCUUCGGUAUCCUUCGUGAUAUUCAUGUAACUGAGCUGGAUAUCUGCUUCUUCCAAAAAUUUUGUCAGUAUGAUGAAGCUCGUCAGUUACAGCUUCUAUGGCGUUGUAAGAAUCUUGGUUAGAGAUAUUCCUGCUUUGUUUAGUGCUCUAUGAAGUAUGGCUCACUUUGGAACCAUGAAUUUCCCAAUAUUACCUGUUUGAGAUCUAAAAAUUCAACUGGGUCUCUUAUACUCGACACAACGAACGGUCAAAUCUCUUUAUCCUGUGCAGGUGUGAGAUGUACCAUCCGUAUCCCAAAAUGACGCGAGUGAAUGGACGGUGUUUAGUAAAUCUCGUUUGAGAGAACCAUAAUUUUUAUGAAAUAAUUAUAUGCUACAACAGUCACAUGUUGCUAAUAUUUUAUUAGGACCACACGGUUUGGGAACAUUCUGCCAUUAUAAGGUGCUUUUACCGUUACUCUUACACUGCAAUUAAUACGAAAUAAGGUUAGUUGCGUCUUUGCUACUGAGGUUACGUGUUGAAAAGAGGCCUGUUCAGGAAGAUAAAUAUGUUGUAGUUUGUACAUUAUGUGAUAAGCGUUGACUAGUUUUUUGCUAGUGCAUUUACUUUCAUUUUUGGUGGUAAUUUCAUUGGCUGGCACACAGACCAUAGUAACAAGUACUUACCAACUUAACAAUCAUUUGUUUACAUCAAUCCAAUGAGUCUUAAAAGCUAAGAUAAACCAGUUUCUGUUGAUAAAAGAAUACUUAAACAUUUACAUCUAGAUACAUUUACGUCAUGACAAAAAUUUGGUGAGUGGUUGGUAAAGCCAAUUUUUUUUCUGUGUGCCUGACAACGAAAUUAUCAACAGUAGUGUAAGUAAAUACAAUAACAAAAUGACUAAUAACGCUUAUCACAUAAUUUGCGCACUCUGACAUAUUUAUCUUCCGGAAUAGGCGUCUUUUUCGACACAUAACUUCACUGGAGCAUACAGCAAAGGUAACUGACCAAAGUUCGUACUAACUACAAUGUAAAAGUAACUGUAAAUGCACCUUAUGAUGGCAGCAUGCUGCCAAAGCGCGUCAUGCUAAUAAAAUAUUACUAACAAUUGACUGUUACAGUAUACAUUAAAUUAUAAAAAUCUUACCAUCAGUCGCAGCCCUCAAAUAAAAUGCAUAUAACAUGGAUAAAUUUAAGAACCGUGGUUGUUUAGGGUUAUGAAGAUCGGAUUUUGCACAACUAAGUCCUUUUAUCAGUUGAGGGGAGACUGCCACAUCUCUUUCCAUUCCUGUACUACCUUCUUCCUCUGUGUAGCGGUAAGCCAGUCUAGCAUAAUAAGCAAGAGUUGCUGUCUCAGCUACCUUCAAAACAUACGCUACCAGCUCAUUUUCUGUGAUGCCAGAGUGUCAUUUGAUCCAAAGUAACUAUACAAGUAUAUGUGGAUGCUCGUAUUUUGAUGCAGUUUAAGUAUAUUAAAUGCAUGAUGGUUAGUUUUUGAACUCCAUUCGUAAUACUCUACUAAGUCAACAUGGGUAGACGAACCCACUAUAACAGAAACCAGAAAUCUUUGCAGUGAGUGUCAACGUCGAUUCAGCGCCCGAGGAAAUUAAUAUGAAGAAAAAAAAACACAGUCAAACAUUUGAGUAUUCAGGGGUCUCAUCUAUUUGCAAGCACGUCGUAUCCUGCGCGUUGUAUGUCUUGCUUUUUGAAAUUUUUAGUGAUUAUGUUAUAUAGUCAGUGUCUUGUCAAAGACAGAUACAUAUGUAUUAUUAAAGUCAAAAUUGUCACAAAAAUAUUGCCCAGCUUAACACUGGAAGUCAGUUUAAAUAACGACUUCAUGUUCAACUACAUUCGCAGCGAAUUCUGAGCGCAUUUCGUUAUUCGCCCAUACAUUGUUUGCAAUGCGAAAGAUUGAAGCGAGAAAGAUAUAUUUACGCAUUGCUAUGUGAAAUACCAGUUUCUUUUUUAGGUGUGUGAAAUGCAAAUGUUAACUGUAAUUCGUCGCGAAUGAACAAAAGUGAAUGUGGAAGAAACCAUAAUAUACUGUUAGUUCAAGAUACCCUUCUCAGAAAUAAACUUACUAAAGACAGUACAAAGGUAAUCUCUGUGGACUCUCAUAGAAGUUACUAAUGCAAUAAGAUGUGCAGACGUGAGUUUUUCAACGAGAGUUUGCAAUUUGCUUAAGGUUUUAACCAAUAUUUUUGCAUAUCAAAAACAAAUUACCUUUAAUCUUGUACAUGUUGCAUAUGAGAUGUUUGUUCUAAUAAAAAUUGAAAACUGUUUUAAGCAUAUUAAAAGAAUUUGAAAUGUUUGUGACUGAAAAGCAUUAUUGCAGAAUAUAAAACUGUGGAAGUACUAUAAGUGCAAAAGAUUUUAUGUUUUUGCAGAGAAGUAUUCAAAAAAAUUUUAAAGCCUGCUGAAAAAAGAGACAGUGAUUCUGCUCGUAAGCUGAAAAUCAAAACGACAAAUCAUUUGCUAUUCCGAAAGUCUUUGCAUAGAACAAUACUGACUUCUAUUUUUUAAGCAACUGUACCAUUUUGCACCCAUAGCACAUUAUUUUGGAAUUGUUAUUGCAUUAUCAAGUACUGGUAUCACAUCAGUCUUCAUGCCACGAUUUAUUGUGCUUCAUAAAACUCGUUCUCAUCCAGAUAUUCUGUCAGAUACGUAAAUUCUAUCACAGCACGUUCCUGUCUUUGUCGGCCAUAUUGUUUCCUGGUCACUGCCGUCCGCUCUGAGUUGAAGCAGAGAUAAUCGCAAAACAGAGAGAUCAGUCAGAGAUAAUGUUACACAUAAUGCCUUCUGAGAUCGAACUGAAGCGAAAUGUAUCUCUCUUUGAUGCUGUACAGGGGUCAUUGAAGGACUGAUGAAACUGAAUUGCUCACUAAGAGAAAGGGAGGUUUUCGUUUUAAAAUAGCAAAUGAAAUUAGUAUUGAACUCAGCGAACAUGAUUUUUCACUCUUCUGUUUAACAUCACUGUCAAAAGAGGCCAUGAUGUGUGAUAAACAUAUGUAAACUAGUCAUUUUUAAAGUUACGUCUGUUAUUCUUUAGAAUGUAAUACAGGUGAUACUGAAGUUUUCCAGUAAUAUUUUCCCUUGCUUCAGUCUUAACAGAAAGUAGAAAUUUGUUUAGUGAAUGUUAGAAGGUAGCAAGUGUAGUGGUUAUAUAUGAUACAAGGUUAAAAUUGACUUUAAGAACGUUAUGAUUGCACUCAGAACACUUUUGUCAUUUUGCAAACUAUUGUUCUAAUGAUAAAUAUUAAUUUUUGUAAAUUCACUAGAAAUAUAUUUUGUUCAGAAUAAGGACUGUGAAUACACUGAAAUGUAAGCCCACGUUAAUAAAGUAAAUAAAGCAGUUUCUCAGUAA